Cavenderia fasciculata is the source of this 2931-nucleotide messenger RNA. RefSeq lists its product as uncharacterized. Gene Ontology annotation, cellular component: EMC complex. Gene Ontology annotation, biological process: protein folding in endoplasmic reticulum. NCBI's taxonomy places the organism in Eukaryota, Evosea, Eumycetozoa, Acytosteliales, Cavenderiaceae. The record is from RefSeq and is a predicted model, not a curated record. The transcript has 5 exons. The coding region runs from base 1 to 2931 and encodes 976 amino acids. Gene Ontology annotation, molecular function: protein binding.
AUGAGAAUAUAUACUAGCAUAUCAUCCAUAUUAUUGGUAUUGAUAUCAAUCAUAUUAUGUUCAACUGCUGUAUAUUCAAUGUAUGAAGAACAAUAUGGUGUAUCUAAUUGGAUCAUUAAUAAUAUAGGGAAAGUAGAGAAUGCAAUAGUGAUUGAAGAUACCGAUGACAAGUAUUUCUUGGCACAAUCAUCGGUUUUACAGAGCAACGAUCCAAAAGACACUGUCAACAUUAUUAGUUUGUUGUCAGCUACUACUGGUAGAUUGGUUUGGAGACAAAUCUUACCAAGACAAGAAAAGACUGUUCAAUUAUUAUCUUUAAAGAAACAAUCAUCAACAUUUGUUACAAUAUCAUCUGGUAAUAUUAUUAGAUAUUGGUCAAGAAAGAAUGGUACGGUGAUUUGGAACAAUUAUAUUGCAUCAAAUGAUCAUUGUGAAGGUGGUGUUGUCUUUGUAGAGGAUAUUGACAAGGAUCAUUUAAGCGAGUUGAGAGUUACCUGUGACAAUAGUGUUGUAUUGUUGUCAUCAAAGAAUGGAAAUCAAGUGUGGCAGAGAAAGGCUGCUGGAGAGGGUGUAACCUUUGUUCGUUCACAAUCACCAGAUACAUUGUUCUCGUACGAUAAAACCACCUUUUAUGUUGAUACUAUCAACCCGUUAACUGGUGAAUCUACCCAAGAGAAAAAGUCAAUCAAGGUGAUACCAGAUGGUUCAGAACACAAGUUGUGGCCAACACACAUUGUUACAUCGACUGGAGAGAUUGUGAUUAUGGUUCCAGGUGCCAAUGUUGUCUAUGUUGGAAAGAUCAAUGGCAAGACAGUCGAUAGUUUCCAAGCUGUCACUGUCGAUGCUCAAGUUGACUCUCUAUCUGCAUCCGUCCAACCUAGUCCAUACUUUGUUGUCAACAAUCGUUUCGUUUACAAAGGUGUCAACAAAGUAUUCGAGUUGGAAAAGGAUUCACAACAACAGUUACUUUUAACUGGUGACAGUGGUAGUUUGGUCGUACCAAACAACAACACGAUUGUAUUGGUUGAAAAGGAAGACAAAAAGGUAGUUUACACAUUGCCAGACAAUCUUUACAGAGACAGUCCACUUGUCCAAGUAUGGGCAGUUGACGCAAAGACGGUUAUUGCAGUUGCCAGAGACUGGUCAUUGACCGGAUACCGUUUGGCCAGCAAGGACAACAUUGUUGAAAAGGUAUGGAAGCGUGAAGAGGCAUUGGCAGCAGUUGUUGCCAGCGAACUUAUCGAUAUCCCUCCAAAGGACUUGUCCAAGUUGCAAAAGCUCGAAGAAGAGUUCCACGGUGCUCAAGACGAGUCGACUGUCGCACACUUGCUCCGACGUUUGUCGAUCCAGUUGUCGUCGGUCUUUGGAUCGAUCGUUGGAUCGAGUGACGAGGUAGUUGCACCAAACCAAUUCAAGGGUGAGGGUGACAGCAUGACCGACAAGAUUUUGGUCGUUGUCACACGUGCAGGUGUCGCAUUUGGAUUAGAGACUGGUGACAAGGGACGUAUCAUGUGGGUCAAGCCGUUGGCUCAAUACGUUAUGGUUGCCGACGACAUUCGACUCCACGUCACCAAGUCUCAGCACCCAGGUGCCGAGAUUGUCAUCAUUCACUAUGUCAACUUUGAUGAUGUUCCAGGUGGACGUCCCGGUGCCAAGCACCACCGUGCACGUAUCACUCAUGUCGACGCUGUCUCUGGUAAAGAACUCUCCUACACUAUCGUCCACGGUACACCAGUCCUCCACUCUGCAGUCAUCCCUAUCGACUCUUUGGGUGCAUCCAACAACAAUAAUGUCAAUGCGAGUGAAGGAGCUGCAACAGGAGAGAAUCUCUUUAUCACAGUACUCAACUACCCAGGUAAAGGUGCUCCACCCAUUGUACAAGUGUCUCCAUGGACUGCCGAGACACGUUUCAACUGGGAGCUCCUCAAAAAGAUUUCCUUUUAUUUGAUCGAUCAUCAAGAGUCUGUUAUCCGCGGUUAUUCAAUCGAAUCGAUGGCCAAUGGUCGUACAGGAUCAUUCAAGUCGGUCGAAACAUGGCGCAUCAACUUUGGCAAGCUCUACCAAAAGGUUGUAGCUGUCGGCAAGACCAACCCACACGAGAUUAUUGUCUCACCAGCCAUUAUCCUCGGUAACCGCAAUCUCUUGCCCAAGUACAUCAACCGUAACAUCAUCUCGGUGGCCACCUACGACAAGGCUGCCUCAUUGGCCAACAUCUAUUUGAUCGACUCUAUCAGUGGUGCCAUCAUCAAGGAAUACACCCAUUCCAAUGCUGGUGGUCACAUUCCAAUCGUUCAUCUUGAAAACAGUGUCAUCUAUUCAGUUUUUGAUACCUCUUUAAAUAAGCAAACCAUUUCAUCAAUAGAUUUAUUUGAAAAGAAUGUUGAAUGGAACAAGGAAACAAUUACAUCAUUUGAUUCAAGUCAAAGUGAUAAUUUAAUUAUUAGUCAAAAGAGUUUUACCAUUCCAUUUAUUGUUGAAACCUUACAAUUAUCACUUUCAACCAAGGGUAUUACAAGCAAGGCAGUUCUUGUUGGUUUGGCUAACGGUCAAAUUAUGCCAAUCGAAAAGAAAUGGAUUGAUUCUCGUCGUCCCUAUCCAAGUGAAGCAACCCCAUACGAUCAAGAAGAAGGUUUAAUUCCCUAUCAUUCUUUAUUAAAUUUCCCACCCUACAUGUAUCUAACUCUUAAUAAUUCUAUUCCAUUAUUACAAUCAAUCAAUACUCAAGGUACAUCAUUAGAGUCAACAGCAGUUUUAGUUGCACACGGUUUGGAUAUUUUUGGCUCUUUGAUUGCAAUCUCCACCUCUUACGAUAUUCUUUCACCAAGUUUCAAUCAUUUUGCACUUGUUUCCACUUCUUUAUUAUUGGUUAUUAUGACCCUUAUCACCAAUAAGAUUAGAAGAGAUAAAUUAUUAAAAAAGAAAUGGAAAUAA